UACAAAGCCAAAAAGUGUACAUAUGUAAAUAAAAGGCGCUAAAAGUCAUGUCAAAUCUAGGGAUUUUUACUUAUCAUGCUUAGUGACUUCCUGUUUUCUCGUUCUUUCAGUUUACUUCAUUGCAAUGGGCAUCAGCAGAGACCAUUGGCAUAAGCGGAGGGCUACGGGAGGUAAAAGGAAACCUCUCCGUAAGAAGAGGAAGUUCGAGUUAGGUCGUCCCGCUGCUAAUACAAAGUUAGGUCCUCAAAGGAUCCACUAUGUCCGCACGCGUGGUGGAAAUUUGAAAUAUAGAGCCUUAAGGUUAGAUACAGGCAAUUUUGCAUGGGGCAGCGAGGGUACUGCCCGCAAAACCCGUAUUAUUGACGUUGUUUACAACGCCAGCAACAAUGAAUUGGUUCGUACCAAAACAUUGGUAAAGAACGCGAUUGUUGUUGUCGACGCCACCCCGUUCAGACAAUGGUAUGAGAGCCACUAUAUUUUGACUUUGGGACGCAAGAAGGGUGCGAAAUUGACGGCCGAAGAAGAAGCUAUUUUAAAUAAGAAACGUAGCAAGAAGGUGCAAAAGAAGUAUGAAACUAGACAAAAGACCGCGAAAGUAGAAACCGCUCUUGAAGAACAGUUUCAAACUGGUAGACUUUUGGCUUGUUUGGCGUCGCGACCAGGUCAGUGUGGAAGGGCAGAUGGCUAUAUCUUGGAAGGGAAAGAACUUGAAUUUUACAUGCGUAAGAUCAAAUCCAAGAAAGCCAAAUAAAAUGUAUUUUCUAAAGGCUUUUAAUAAAAGUUGACAACAA
Tribolium madens (black flour beetle) is the source of this 791-nucleotide messenger RNA. RefSeq names its product 40S ribosomal protein S8 (gene RpS8). The transcript has 4 exons. Bases 125 to 751 code for a protein of 208 amino acids. Gene Ontology annotation, cellular component: ribosome; cytosolic small ribosomal subunit. Gene Ontology annotation, molecular function: structural constituent of ribosome. Gene Ontology annotation, biological process: translation; maturation of SSU-rRNA from tricistronic rRNA transcript (SSU-rRNA, 5.8S rRNA, LSU-rRNA). Lineage: Eukaryota; Metazoa; Arthropoda; Insecta; Coleoptera; Tenebrionidae. The record is from RefSeq and is a predicted model, not a curated record.